AAAGCUAUUAUUAAAUCUUGCUAAAAGUUGUGAAACCGAGCUCCGAGAAGGCCGAAACAGCCUUCAUAUAGACCAAUUUUCCAUACGAAGUUAAUGCAGCUAUGGAUAUUUUUAUUGAUCUUGGGAAAGAAUAAAUAUCUAAAACCAUGACUUACGCAACAGAACCUGAAUUAGAGGAAAGAAUCGGUCCACUUUCUUUGAUUGCUUUGUACGUGUUCCUGACCGUGCUCAUAUACCUCAUCGCAGUGUAUCGUCGCGGGAAGCGACGGGAGGAAGACAAUGAGCGAGUGGGUCGAAAUCGGGAUGGUAGAGCUGAGAAGACAAGGACAGUAUUACUCGUAAUUGCGCAUCCAGACGAUGAAUGCAUUUUCUUCGCGCCUUCAAUCCUGGCACUCAAUUCCAAUCUUUCUACAUCUGUACAUAUUUUGUGUCUUUCCAAUGGGGACUACUACGGAAAGGGAGAGUUGAGAGAGAAGGAACUGAUUCAAAGCUGUGCAAUCCUUGGUAUCCCAUCAUGCAAUGUGACAGUGUUGAACGAGAGUGCACUACCAGAUGACCCCAGUGUUGUAUGGGACGAGGAGCUUGUCAGCAAACUAGUUCUUCAUCAGAUCGUCAAGUGCGAUGCUCAUAUGGUUCUUACCUUUGACAAACAUGGUGUUUCAUCUCAUCCUAAUCACAUAGCAGCUUACAGAGGUGUGAGAAAACUGGUUGUUGAACGUCAGCUUCCCUCAGGUGUUCGUGCUUUCUGCCUGGAAUCAAUCGGUAUAGUGAGAAAGUAUAGUUCCUUCCUGGAGGUACCCAUUAGUUUCAUUCUUAGUGCGAUCAGAGGCUACAAGGUUCUGGUCUCCUCGCCCUAUGGAGUUCUAAGAGCUCAGCGUGCAAUGAAAGCCCAUGCUUCUCAGUUUGUUUGGUUUCGUGUUCUCAACGCGAUCUUCUCUCGUUAUUUCAUCAUCAACACCAUCAGGAGCCUCAAAAUCAAGGAGGACUCUUAAAGCAACA
Messenger RNA from Strongylocentrotus purpuratus (purple sea urchin), 999 nucleotides. RefSeq names its product N-acetylglucosaminyl-phosphatidylinositol de-N-acetylase (gene pigl). Gene Ontology annotation, cellular component: endoplasmic reticulum. The record is from RefSeq and is a predicted model, not a curated record. Bases 147 to 992 code for a protein of 281 amino acids. NCBI's taxonomy places the organism in Eukaryota, Metazoa, Echinodermata, Echinoidea, Camarodonta, Strongylocentrotidae. Gene Ontology annotation, molecular function: N-acetylglucosaminylphosphatidylinositol deacetylase activity. Gene Ontology annotation, biological process: GPI anchor biosynthetic process. The transcript has 7 exons.